Macadamia integrifolia is the source of this 618-nucleotide messenger RNA. RefSeq names its product membrane steroid-binding protein 2-like. NCBI's taxonomy places the organism in Eukaryota, Viridiplantae, Streptophyta, Magnoliopsida, Proteales, Proteaceae. Gene Ontology annotation, cellular component: membrane; endomembrane system. The transcript has 2 exons. The annotation marks the transcript as partial. The record is from RefSeq and is a predicted model, not a curated record.
UUGGUUUUUUAUCUUCAUUUCCAUUACGACUUGCAGACACCCACGACUACAUAUAGCCACGCAGGGAAGAUAUGAUUCUCUGCACCUAACCCUUUAAACCCUAACCCCUCUACGCUUCUUCUUCUUCUCUUGUGAUCCUUUUCUCUGCAAGUGACGAAAAUGGCGUUGUACUCAACAAUCACUGACGCAAUUGCGGCCUCUACGGGAUUAUCUCCGGCGGCUUUCUUCACGAUCUUGGCUCUCAUGAUCGGUGUGUAUCGUUUAGUUUCUGGAAUGUUUGUUGAGCCUGAAGAGUUGAAGCCACAAGAGAGGAGCUUUGUUCCUCCUAUGGAAAUGCCGGUGGUUGCUGAGCCUGUUCAGCUUGGAGAGAUUACAGAGGAGGAAUUGAGGGCUUACGAUGGUUCGGAUCCUAAGAAGCCGUUGCUGAUGGCCAUCAAAGGAAAUAUUUACGAUGUUUCUUUUUCCAGAAUGUUUUAUGGUCCUGGUGGGCCAUAUGCCUUGUUUGCAGGGAGGGAUGCCAGUCGAGCCUUAGCUCUCAUGUCUUUUGACCCCCAAGACCUGACAGGGAACCUUGAAGGUCUGGAACCUGAUGAACUCGAAGUCUUGGAGGACUGGGAA